This is a messenger RNA of Dendrobium catenatum, 3575 nucleotides long. Its product is annotated as protein SWEETIE-like. The transcript is spliced from 19 exons. The coding region runs from base 32 to 3229 and encodes 1065 amino acids. Gene Ontology annotation, biological process: carbohydrate metabolic process. NCBI's taxonomy places the organism in Eukaryota, Viridiplantae, Streptophyta, Magnoliopsida, Asparagales, Orchidaceae. The record is from RefSeq and is a predicted model, not a curated record.
UACCAUUUUGGCAUGAAAUUUUAAACAGGAUAUGGUCAAUGAGAAGAUUGAAGAAUACCUGUUUCGUAUGCUUGAUGAAGAAACCGACUCAGAGAUUGGCAAUCUAGUCCGUGCAACAAUUACUCGACUUCUUUAUGCGUCAUGCCCAACUGGUCCAUCAAGAUGGUUGUCAAUACUACAUAAAAUGGUUCUUUCAGUAUCAACAAAGAAUACUGCUGAGAAUGAUGCAAAUAAUGAAAACGGACGCAUAAGUGGUGCAUUUGAGGGUGAGGCAAAGUUGCAUUUUGGAAAAGUUGAUGAAGACAUGAUUGCAAGCUCGUCAAGGGAGUCAAUCCAGGAUUCUAUUAAUAAUAGAGAUAAGCAUCUGAGAUAUCGAACAAGGCUGUUUGCUGCAGAGUGUUUGAGCCAUCUACCAAAAGCAGUUGGAGCAAAUCCUGCACAUUUUGAUCUAAUUUUAGCAAGGAAUCAGCGUGGAAAGGGGAGCAGCUCCAAUGAUUGGCUAGUGCUGCACCUGCAAGAUAUCAUCUCUCUUUCUUAUCAGAUAAGCACUGGCCAAUUUGUGUGGAUGCAGUCUAUAGGUGUGGAGCUAUUAACUAGCAUUAUGGACAAGUACGGAAAAACUCAAGAUCCUGAGCUACCUGGGCACCUUCUGUUGGAACAGUAUCAGGCUCACUUAGUAUCUGCUGUACGAUCAGCGAUCAGCACUUCUUCUAGCCCUUUGCUCCUGGAGGCUGGCCUGCAGUUAGCUACCAAGCUUCUGACAAGUAGCAUCCUUAGUGGGGACCGGGUUGCUGUUAAUCGAAUGUUCUCAUUAAUUUCUAGGCCACUUAAUGAAAUUAAGGACUUGUGCUACCCAUCAUUUGCUGAAUGGGUUGCAUCCAAGAUUAAAGUGAGACUUUUGGCUGCCCAUGCCUCCAUCAAAAGUUUUGUGUAUCAGUUCUUUAGAAAGGAAGACAAUGUUCCAGAUGAAUACCAACAGCUUGCAUCUCUGCUUUCAAGUGGCUCAACUAUUUUGGGCCAGUACUGGAUUAGCAUCCUCAAGGAUUAUAUUUUUAUUAGAUUUGGCUUGAAUUCCAAGUUUACUUUCAAACCCUUCCUCGAUGGUAUUCAGUCGCCAUUAGUUUCAUCCAAAGUGCGAGCUUGUCUAGAUGAAGCCUGGCCAUUGAUAUUGGAAGCAACUUCUCUUGAUGCAAUCCCUGUGAUGUUAGAAGAAGACCAGGCUUCAAAAACUAGAAGCACAAUAGAAUAUCAAAAAUCUUCUUUUAUAUCAGGAUACAGCAUGGUCAGAUUGGAAUCCUGGGAUUUUGAUUUUCUUUGGGGACUGGCAUUGCUCAUUCUAUUUCAUGGGAAACAGCCUCUUUUGUCCACGCAAGCAAAAACACCAUCUUGCUAUGCAAAGAAUAAAUAUGAUGGUGAUUCAGUUCUCGAGAAGACAUAUGAUGUGACAUCAGGUGAAUUUGCGUUAUCGGUAUUUCAAUCUCAAUGUCAGGAAAGAUUUUUCAGCCUGAAAUUUCUCACAUCGGACUUAUGCAAAGAACUUCUUCAGAUUCUCAUCUAUGCUGAACCUUCAUCUAGUUCAUGGACUAAUCUGGUUGUUGGUUUACUCUCACAGAUUGCACAGUUUUCCCCUGAUGUCUACUUUGAGACAGAAGAUUUCACAGCUGCAGCUAUGGAAUUGUUUUUCAAAUGCUUAUCAACGUUUCAUAGUAAUAACGUCUUUGCAAAAGAUGAAGCAAGUUUCACAGGAUUUUUUUCUCAAUUAUAUGCGUGUGCUGAAAGAUUAGUAAGGCGGAUGAACAAUAAGAAGAAUCAAGAAAGGAUGAUAACAGCCUUAAUGUCAACAACAUGCGAGUGGUUUAGAGAAGCAUCAACCAAGCUAUGUUUGUUCAAAGUUCUUGCAUUUCUCCAUAACCUCGCGACCUUUUUGAAGAGCUACAUAAUAGCAGAUGAAGCAGGGCGUGACAUGGAAGAUAUUACCCAUUUAAGAACGGUUCUUCUGACGUGGGCAAGUCUGUUAGUAUCUCUCUCUGCAGACUGCACAAAAAGGAUCCACACUUUAGAUAAUAAGCUGGAUGACUUGAGCAAGCUUCUUGGGAAAAUGCUAUCUUUAUGCCUAGAAGAAGCUGCUGCUGUUGCUAAAUUAGCUUAUCAAACACAAAUCUUCAGAAAUAACGAAGAAAGAUACCAACUGAUAUUAUUUUCAAUAUUUCGAUUGUGUACUAGAUGCAUCCAGAAUGCUUUAUGUGAUAGCAAUAGACAGGUUCAGGCAAUUGGACUAAAUUUUCUUAAAAUUGUUGGUCAAAGAGAACUUGCUGAACCCUCAAACAUUAAGAGCAAUCAAUUUUUCUUGUUCUUCAGUGGUGAAGUCCUUGGAGAUAUUUAUAUUCUAAUCCAACAAGAGUUGAAGGAAUCAGUAAACAAGGAAAGCAUUACUGUAAUUGAGGAGUGCUUGAGGCUACUAUUCCUCUUUCAUACAGUAGCACAAAGAACUGAGCAGCCACAAGCAAUACUAAAACUGCUUUUAGAGGCCCUAAUUAUGGUUUUUAAUAUUUCAAGUGAAACUCAUUCACAGAGAUUUCAAGAUGUCAACGCCAUGGCAAGAAGACUGGUCGGCCAUUUGAUCCACAUUCCAUCAUCUGCCACUCAACUGAAGGAUGUGAUGCUCUCAAUGCCAGGAUUUCGUAGACAACAACUUCAGGAUAUGAUUCGAGCUUCAGUAGCCGCCCAAGAUCAAACUAUGACCACAAAAAUAAACAUUGAAUCAGACAUAAAAGCAAGAGCAGCUAACCAAGCCCAAACUCUUAAGCAUGAAGAACAGGAUGCAGGUGUUGACAAAAAUGAUGAUGAUGAUGAUGAUGAUGAAUGGGAUGCAUUUCAAUCUUUACCUGCUGAAAAUCCUUCUGCUCCAACAUUUGAUAAACAUGUUGAGAGAACUGAUUCACAGAUUGGUACAAUUACUGAUUCUUCAGUCCUACAAAAUGUUGAAUCUGAAUAUCCAAGCGAUACACAAAAUACAGAGAGAAAUGUAUCUGAAGAAACAAGAGAACCUGGUGCGAAUUCCAUCAUGGAUGCCACAGAUUCAGAGCAUCCUGAAGGUGAUGGAAGAAGCAUAAAUAGUGCUGGAGAUAUCAGUAAUGAAUCAGAUGAAGCUUCUGAUGAGAUGUUCGAUGCUGAAGACUCUGUAAGAACAUGUAGCGUUGAUGAAGCAGGAUCUGACGAGCAUUCUUAGGCUCAGCCUUCUUCAGCAGUAGAGGCCAUCUCGAAAGAUGAGAAAAUGUAUGAGGAAAAUUAUAGAUUUCUGAUGCUUUCUGCAAGUGGUAGAGAGGAUCCAGGUGAGAGUAGCUUGACCGUUGAGGGCUCACGAAGGACUUCUGAUGAUUCUCCAGCUUCAUCAAAGGAUAUUAUCACAGAAAAUAGUAACAAAAUGAAGAUGAAAUUAUCUAAUAUAUUGUGUUUAUUAGAAACAGGGAGAAGGGUUUUUGACUAUUGGGUGUAAAACUUGUUGAGGCUGAAUUUCUUCAGCAGUCCUUGUUUAUUACUUAUUUUGUUGUAAUUUAAUGCGUUAUUUAAGCACA